Messenger RNA from Entelurus aequoreus (snake pipefish), 5251 nucleotides. RefSeq names its product kinase non-catalytic C-lobe domain-containing protein 1. Gene Ontology annotation, molecular function: guanyl-nucleotide exchange factor activity. Lineage: Eukaryota; Metazoa; Chordata; Actinopteri; Syngnathiformes; Syngnathidae. Gene Ontology annotation, biological process: small GTPase-mediated signal transduction. The transcript has 32 exons. The record is from RefSeq and is a predicted model, not a curated record. Bases 338 to 4963 code for a protein of 1541 amino acids.
CAUGUCUUUCUACUGUUCCAAACUGGAAGCUAGCUUGACUGCAGUAAGAUGAGGAGAGAAGCUACAUUAGCCAACAGUCCUGAGCGUUCUCCUUCCUCUCAGUCGGUGGUUCUAAUCUGGACCCUAGUGGACACCAUCGACUGAGGCUGCUGGACCACAGCGGAGGCUCGGCUACCUGGGGGAUCGACAUGACUGCGGUCGCUGGCAAUAAUCCCUCCACUCCGCUCAACUAAGUUGCUGCCAUGGCGACUUCGUGGAGAGAUGCUUACUAUGAAAUGGACCAUCUACCUCCACUGCUGGAAGAUGAGACUCGAUAUGGAGGCACUUAAACUACAACAUGGCUGACCAGGUGGAGACGCAGUCGAAGUGGAGGCACUAUAAGACCGCCCACAGAACGGCGCAUCCUGAUGAGACGGUCAAAAGCAUUUUGAUGGAGAACGUGUCUCUCGCAGACAUUCUGUCUUUGCGGGACAGCUGCCUGUUGGAGGAGGAUGUGUGGGCAGUAUGUGCAGAGUGUGUUCUGGCGCUGCAGAGCAUUCGACCCUCCCACCUUUUUCACACGCUGUGCAUCACACCAGACACACUGGCCUUCAAUGCCCAUGGGAAUGUUUGUUUUAUGGAGCAGCUGAGCGAUGAUCCAGAAGGGUCAUUUAUACCGCCAGAGUUUGACAACACAGGCAGUACAUUUGAGGGACAUGUUUUUUCUCUAGGUUGUACUCUUUCUGCUGCAGUGAACUUUGUGAUUGAACCUGAACUGGAAUCAGAGUUGGAGGAAGAAACACACAACUUGUUGGAGAAAAUGCAACAAAAGAAGCCAGAGGACAGACCACUUAUUCAGGACAUUCUCUCUGUGGCUCAAGCACGGCUGCACCACUGCUCAUCUGCAGCUGUGUGCCACAAAUUGUCUUCCGUUGGACGGCGUGUGCUCUCUAUCGAAUCAGUAUCAAAUUGUCAGGAUGGCCAAGAUAGCUCCUGGGAGGCAAGAUGGCAGCAUACCAAACCCAGAAGACUGUGUUUAGAUUAUAUUAGCAAGGAUCUUUCUAUGGACACUUCUAUCAAGGCAAAUGGUUUGUCCAGACAACAGGUAUGUGUGGGCUGGGACUCCUCUCUUUGUGAUGAGGAUGCUGACAGUGCAGACGGAUGCUGCGCUGGUUUGACAGAGCUGGAUUGCCGCUCUCACAACAGCUCCCCAGUGAGAAGAAAAGCUCAGCAGAAGUUCCACAUGGUUAGGGGGGUCUUAAAUCGCUCCUGCUCUGUGCCCGACUCCAACAACCCACCUUGUGCCACUACUCAACGUCAUGCAAAUAUCAGUGUACCUGUUUCAGACCUCACUGAAAUUGGAGCAGAUGAACAUUUGUGUUCCAAGUCUAUAUGGAAUAAAAGACCCCCAAAAAUAACCAGAGGAAGGUCCUGUGAGACUUAUCCACAUAAUAGUGCAGAGGAUUGUGUGAGCUCAGUACCUGACUAUCAUAUGAGAUCACGAAGAAAAAAUGAAGAUGCUGUGAAGUCUUCGUGCUGUGGAGAAACCUAUUUGCCGUACUGUCAUGAGAACAAAUUUAAAGAAAGAAAUCAGAGUUCAGCCUUCUCCUGGAUGGAUGUUAAGCAUGAAGAUGCAACCCCAAAGAACCACAAACCCUAUGUGCCUAACUACAUGACCAAAAGCAUGCUGUUCCUCAAUGAAGAAUCACAGGAUGAGUGGGUCUCACUAAAGAAAUUACUUACUCGUGGCCUGAAGCUGAUGGUGAAUGAGCUGUGGGCUCUCUGUUACACAUGUCUGACAUCACUGCAGACCUACAUUGACUUUCCAGCUUAUUUAUCCCUGGAUACUAUGCAAAUCAGCUGUCAUGGAGAAGUGCUUUUCUUGAGACCUAAAAACUCUGGCUCUCUGGAUGAUUUCUAUCUGGCUCCUGAAUAUCAAGAACAUAGAAUUGUCACUGAAAAGGCUUGUGUUUAUGGCGUGGCUGCUAUCCUGUGGACCACGGCAAAGUCCUGUUUACCACCCAGUCAGAAGCUUGUAGUUCCUCGCAAACUGAAGAGACUUCUGCUUGAGAUGGCAAAGAGCACUCCCAUCGAGAGACCUUCCAUAGCCAUGGCUAAAAAGAGCUGCUGUGACUACUUAAUGUGUCAAGGGACAAAUGCUGAUGAUGUGUGGAAACAGCUCGUCAACAGAGUUCACCCGUCCCAAGAUGCACUUACGGAGAAGAAUUGGGUGCAGAUAACACGAGGCAAACUUUGUUUAAAGAGGCUCCGCAUUUCAGCAGUGGUAGGACAGUUAACUUUCAAAUGCUUUUCAUUCAACGAUGGGCUUCCAGAAACCUUUCCAUCCAAAGCCACACACUUCACCCCCAUCUUACUGACCAAUGAAAUCAUCUGCGUAUUGGAGUUCGAUGACUUGCACUGGUGUGACUUUUGUGACUGCUUGGAGCCUCCGGAUAUUAAACAGGUUCCCGUCAAGUCGGAAGUCAACGGUAACGCCACUGCCCUUCUUGAUCCUCUCAUGAAGCAGCAGUGUCACACACAGGAGGAAGAUAUUAAUCAAGACUGGAGCACGAACACAUCCCUGGCGUACACCGCCGAACUUCAGGAGGAUAUUCCUGAGAAGCUCCCUGUUGACGGUGUCAAAAGCCUUCAACAGAUCAAUGAAAGCAACAAAGAGGUCCUGGUGCUGCUCCCUACACUUCUCCUGAAGCUGCCGUGUUAUGGUGAUAAUAUUGGCAUCUCUCCACUGCUGAGGGACAGUUUCAUGCUUCCACACUUUGCUGAUGACAAGGAAAAGGGCACGAAUGGAAAGCCCAUCUCGCCGCGCUCUUUUCUGAACACAGACAUGGACGGUUUGGACGCAAGGAUCACAGAGGGAAGAGACCACUCAGCUGGGGCCAGCGAUGAAAGUUUCUCUGAAGCUGAGUGUCAGUCCCAGGUACACAAAAGGUUGCAUGAUGUCUAUGAUGAGCAGAUGGGUCCAGACUGCUCAGAAGAGAUAGAGCACAGCGAUUCUCUAAUAUCAGAGGAACUCCUCUCAACUGGACCCAAAGCAGAUGGACCAUACUUGUACUUCAGGCCCACUUGGGCCCUGGCUUUCUUUGGAGAGGACUGUUUUAAACCAGAAGUGAUCCAGUAUGCUUUGAGUCUCGGCCAGUACACAGGAUCACCAUGUCUGGCUGUGAAAUCACAGGAGCUGCAACAGCAGCUGACAAUCGAAACAAAGACUCUCAAGAAAACAAGGAAUUUCUAUCAAAAACUAUGUCAGCAAGAGAAAAAAAAUAAAGGUUCAGAGAACAAAGUGAUGCUGUCCAAACUCAAGUCUGAGCUUGAUGAACUGAGAGCUAAAGUGAUCUUCUUGGAUGAUGUCAAGAAAUACCUCGAGACUCAGAUUGUGGCUCAGUGGGGUUUAGACGUGUCAUUACUGCCCUCUUUGGCUACUUGUGGGCCAAACACUUUGACUCUCCAAAGCUCUGAGGACGCAUCCGUCUUGAACUUUGCAACUUGCAAAGGAAAAAGACAUCUGCAAGCUGGAACGCCUCUCGGCCUCAUGACAUACCUUUAUGCAAGAAAUGCUGCUUCGGAGGGGUACAUCCAGCAGUUCCUGUAUACAUAUCGCUUUUUUUGCACUCCGGAGCAGUUACUGCAGUUUAUUAUGGAGAAAUUCAUCAGUGCUGUAAGAGGAGGUCCAGACAUGUCAGAAAAUAGUACUAACAUCUUUCACCGCAGUUUGGAUCUGCUACACUUAUGGAUUAUAGACAGUAAACUAAUCGACUUCACACCAAAGUCUACCAUUGUGGAUGUUUUAGAAAACUUUCUUCAUACUGAGGUAAUUCCUGUAGAUUGUCAAGGGGAGGUCCUUCUUGCUGCUCUUCACAGUCCUCCAAGUCCACUUUGGAGCACAAGGAGAGGGAGUCACUUUGGAUAUGAGGCACAUGGUCAAUCUCUUUGUAUCCAGUCAUUUACAGAGGAUCUCGAAAAAAUGUGGAGAACAGUUGUGCAGCCUUCAACAGCCACGACAAAAGAGAAGGCCUUCUCCAUCGCUUCAGCCAUGCCAGUGCCUCGCUGCCUAGUGGAAGAUCCUUGUAGAAUUUGCCUCUGCCGUGAUGAGCAUCUUCCGUUCAACCAGAAACAGUACACUGCACAGCAUGUAGCCCAGCAACUCACCCUUAUGCAGCAGGCUAUUUUUCAAAGGUGCCAUCCAGUUCAGUUCCUCAAUUCUAGAAUACGUGGCAUGAGGGACGAGCCAUCAAGGCAUAACAACACCUCAAGUAAUGGGUCCCUGCCAAGAUCACUAGCAAAGAGAACACAUGAGGGCAUGCCGCCAGAAUCCUCCCUCCAGCAGCUGCUCGUUCAUGCUGACAGAGUUACAAAGUGGAUAGCUGGUGAAAUAGUUAGCUGUGAAUCGGUCAAGGCACAAGUUGCCAUGCUUAUAAAGUAUCUGUUGAUUGGGAAACAUUGCUACGAAUCCAAGAAUUUUGCCACAGCCAUGCAGGUCCUUGGAGGUCUGGAGAACAUGACUGUCAGACAAUUACCAGCUUGGAAACAUCUGCCAUCCAAGAUGUUUGAGAUCCUUGAGGAGCUACAAGCCGUGCAGGUGUUUUUGAAGAGUGACGACAUGUGUCUGAUGGGGGAAGAGCACACGAGGAGACGACCCACCCUGCCUUCAGCACACAUCCUGGCCAUGCAUGUCCAACAACUGGAGAUCGGAGGCUUCACGCUCACGAAUGGAGCUUUCAAGUGGACCAAGCUUAGGAGCAUUGCAAAGGUGGUGAGUCAGAUCCACGCCUUCCAGGAGGUCCUAUACACCUAUAACCCGGAUCAGGACCUGCAGGCUUACCUUUGCUGCCGCAUCACUCGGCUCGGCACCUCUGACGUACACCUCCUUGCCUGCGCCAAUGAUGCUAACUUGGAGCAGUCCACUGAGCGUCAAACAAAGAAGGUUCAGAACACUCUGAGAAGAGUUAAGGCCUCCCUCCAGUGAGUCUUGCCUUGACCGGUGACUAUGUUUACACUGCAGGCCAAAGUGAAUCAAAUCGGAUUUUUUCAAAAUCCGAUUUUUUCCAGCUGACUGUGCAUGAACUAAAAUGUUAUUUAUCAGACUCCAGUAUAAACCUGCACAGGCCCUGAUGUGGCCCCAAUAUGGCCUCGACAUCACUUGCAUGCGCAGUUCAAUAAAGUGAAAAAUUUUACCAGAUUCUGUAAAUGAAGAAGGAAGUUGCUACUACUGCCAUUACUACUUUGCAAAAUAAAAGAAGUCACACCUUAAAAA